GUUAUCUUGUAUCUAUUAUAAGGACGAGAAAGGGCUGCUAAAGGGAUCAUUCACGCUAAAAUUCUAAUUUGUUGCCUUUUUUUCCUAAUCAAAACUUUUGAACCAAAUGGAUUUCACAAAAAACUCUGAUAUGUCAAUUCUAAAGACAUUAAUGUAGCUGUGCAAAUGCAAAGCUUAAUAAAUAAAUAUUAAAAACAGGAUCACACUGUGGUAAAAUAUUCAUAAAACAGCAAACACAUAAAAGCUUAUUUUUAUCAUUAUUAUUAUCAUCAUAUAACAUCUAACUUGGAGCAUGUGAAGCAUUAUGAUUUAAUGUACAGGACACGGUCACCUACACUGAGAGGGUAUAUGUAAAUAAGGUGACAGUACAGUUGCUUUCUAAAACAGAAAUAUCAAGAAAACUAAAAAAAAAAAGAAAAAAAACAGAAUUAGAAAAAUGUGUAUAAAUAUGGACUUUAUACUACAAUAUUAAAAACAACAUGUAUAGGAAAUAAGAAUAGAAAAAUCAUGAGAAAUAUGAGCAUCAUGCCUCACCAUAUAACUCUGAUGUAAACUAAUAAUAUUAAAUCACAUUUGAAAGAUUUCAUGGGCAAAUAUAGAAACAGCAAAAUACUAUAUACAAUAAAAUGCUUAAGUAGUGAUAAAAUUAAAUAGAGGAACAGGUGCGAGAGGACAAGCUGCAUUAUUUACUAAAGAUACUAACUGAACUGGUAAUUGCACAGUUGGAUAACUGCACCGAGCUGAAACAACAGUUAAGUAAUUGCACAGGAAAAAAAAUAAUAAUAAUAUUGCACAAAAUGAUUGCUCUAUCAUGUGCAGUUAAAUUAUGGCUCUGUUAAGUCAGUAAGUCGAUGAACUCACAUUAUGGUGUCCAGGAUGGCUUCACAUCUUAUUAUAAUGCCAUAAAAUUACAGUUUUUAUGUUUCCUCCUUUACAAAUGUCCCUGAAUGCUGCCAUGAAAUGUAAUAUCUACAGACUCCCAGGGGACGAUCAUUAAACUAAAUGGAACCGCAUUUCAAAAAAGGCAGUUUAAUUAGUGAGGCUAACAUGUGUGUUUGCAUGUAUUCUUUAAAGACAGGGACACACAAACACAAACAGUGCAGAUCAGAGGGGUGAUACCAUGCCUCUUCAGGUGGACCGAAACCUGACACCUGGCUGUUACCAUGGCACUGCUGGAGAAAAAAAGCAAAGGUUGAUGGGAGAUCUGGAGCGUCGGAGGAAGCACACAUGCAGUUUGGUUCUUCAGCUCUGAUGAAUUGUUUCGUCUUUGUGCUCUCUAGGGAAACAGUAGCCUAAGGACAGGGUGACGAGACAUGGAGGAUCUAACCUUUUCCUCGAGAGUCUCCCUCAGCUGAGCACUGCUGAAAAGAGUAAGACGGCAAGUAAAAGUAUCAGGUGUAAAAUAUUGAUGGGGCGACAGGUGUGAUCCUAAACGCCCCGGCAGGUCUUUGCCCUUCUGAUCGAUGCAUCGCACAGCGAGGGGCUGCCAGCUCCCCUGCCACAGGCCGAACCACGGACCUCAGCACUGGUGAGUCUCUGGCUGGAUGUGCUUCUCUGACUACUUUUUCCCCAUCACUCCUUGCUCAUUUUUAAAACUGUCUAGGAGUAACUCUAUUCCUAGAGCACGCUGGGAAGGAGCACGAAACAGUGGCAUUAGGUUGCAUCAGUACACUGCAUAAUCUACCAGUAAACUUCCAGAGACAACUCGUGUUGAAGACUUCAGAGGUCUGUUGAGAUAUAAAUGGACAAAGGUGGAGUGUGGUGCAAUCUGCAGGCUAGAAACUAGGCCACGAGCACAAGUGUGUCUCCAGUUACCUUGUUAUCUCUUCUACAGUGCAUGAGUGAUGCGCUCCUGUCAACUGUAAACCCAGCAAAGGUCUGAUGGAAUACAGUGAGCAGGAGGUUUUGACUGAAACCAAGGAGACAUUUAGAUGAGCAGUUUUUGUGCUCUAAGGUGACAUGAAGCUUUGAACUAAGCCAUUUUUAAUCUUAUGACAAUAUGUAACAUGUAAUAAUUCCCACCAGAUUCACCAAGCCUCACUCCUCCCGGAGGAGGAGGUGGAGGUGGAGGUGAGAGGGCAGAGGGAGGUCAGGGAGGCCAGCCGGUCGUCCGGGAGCUGUGGUUCAUCGUGGUGAUGACAGGCAUCGCUCUGCUGCUGCUGGCCGUCAUCCUCGCCAUCGCGCUCCAUAAGGCCCUGAACAAACCCCCCUUCACCAGGGAGAGACCUCCGCUGGUGGCCCUGCCCAUGCAGAAGAGGAGCCCCAUGGCUGUUUACCCACCCAGCAACUCUGUUCUAUUCGACACUGUACCUGACACGACAGGCUUCUCCAACAGUGUAACACUGAAGGGCUUCACCAUGAAGAUAGAGGAAGUGCUGGAGGCUAAAUGUGAGCCCGAUGACGAGGUCCCACCUCAGGACGAGCUGGGCAUCCUCAGUGUGAACUCCCUGAGGCGCAGCGUCAGCCAGGUGAUGGACGGGAAGUCCUUGACCGGAGACGACGAGGCGUGGGACCCGAACAUUUCAGGCCAUGACAGUGGGAUGGUGAGAGACCCCAAAAACUUUAUGGACGAUGAGGAAUUCGUUGACACCAUCAAAGGUUUCAGCACUGUGAGGAAGGAGCACACCAUGUUCACUGACACCAACCUGUGACCUGAGGAUGACCUUUGAACCCCCACAGGACACUGGACCUGGAUGUUUUAACAAUUUUUGACAAGCAAAUCUCACAUAAAAUCCACUCUGCUCGGUCUUAAAUCGUGACCAGUUAAAGCGUGGCUGGGGUUGUAAAGUCUCAUCUUCUACUUUUACGAUGAACAAUGAAAGAAGAUGAGUAAAAAACGUGACUCCUGACAAGAUCACUGGAAUAAUCACAGCAGUGAGGAGAGGAAAAGCAGGAAUGUCACAAUCCU
Acanthopagrus latus (yellowfin seabream) is the source of this 2908-nucleotide messenger RNA. Its product is annotated as usherin. The coding region runs from base 2136 to 2651 and encodes 171 amino acids. The transcript is spliced from 5 exons. Lineage: Eukaryota; Metazoa; Chordata; Actinopteri; Spariformes; Sparidae. The record is from RefSeq and is a predicted model, not a curated record.